Messenger RNA from Cokeromyces recurvatus, 293 nucleotides. RefSeq lists its product as uncharacterized. The record is from RefSeq and is a predicted model, not a curated record. Lineage: Eukaryota; Fungi; Mucoromycota; Mucoromycetes; Mucorales; Mucoraceae. The transcript has 3 exons. The coding region runs from base 47 to 286 and encodes 79 amino acids.
CUUGUUUUUUUUUUUCCUUUUAUUGUUGUCAUUAUUAUUAAUAAGAAUGCAAGAAGUUUCGGAAUUUCCAGAUGGCUUUUUUUUUAUUCGAUGUGAAUAUCAACCUUAUGCUAUUGAUGUCUAUGGUGGCAGCAUGACGAACGAUGCCAACAUUAUCAUUUGGCCCCAAAAAAUGGUUGAUAGUAUAAAUCAGGUAAUUAAGGGGAGGAGGAAAACACCAUCUGUCAGUUUGUAUAAAGUAGAAUAUAGUAAAAAUGACUACUAUUUAUUAGUUAUGGAUGCAUGAAGAAGGA